Messenger RNA from Pangasianodon hypophthalmus (striped catfish), 5601 nucleotides. RefSeq names its product kinase insert domain receptor (a type III receptor tyrosine kinase) (gene kdr). The coding region runs from base 197 to 4234 and encodes 1345 amino acids. Gene Ontology annotation, biological process: cell migration; multicellular organism development; positive regulation of angiogenesis. Gene Ontology annotation, cellular component: signaling receptor complex; membrane. The record is from RefSeq and is a predicted model, not a curated record. NCBI's taxonomy places the organism in Eukaryota, Metazoa, Chordata, Actinopteri, Siluriformes, Pangasiidae. The transcript has 30 exons. Gene Ontology annotation, molecular function: vascular endothelial growth factor receptor activity; growth factor binding; ATP binding.
CUUUCCUCAUCCUCUCAGCUGCUCCUGUUCAGCUUUCCCUCAGUGGAUACACGGUAAAAAUCAGUUUGCUUGGAAUCUUUUCGUUUCUGAAUUGCGUGGAUUACACUGAGGUACUUUAUGGGAAAGUGAUGCACAGUUGAGUUGAGUAUUCCUGUCCUGUGGGAGAGUUUGUCCAGUGGUUUCAUGUGGGGACACGAUGGCGAAGUCGUUUUCAGCUCUUUCUCUCAUCGGCAUUAUUUUUGGAGUCAGCUGGGUGACAGCUAGGGAGCACAGGUUUGUACCUGACCCUCCAGUGCUGAACAUCACAGAUAAGACAUACAAAAUCAACACAUCUGAUACGUUGGAGAUUACCUGUAGAGGACGUCAGAUUUUGGAAUGGUACACUCCUUACAACCGGACCGGCUCUGAAAGCAGGAUUGUAACAUCAGACUGUAGUGGACAUGGACUGUUCUGUAGCACCAUCACACUCACUGGGGCAAUGGGAAAUGAGACUGGAGAGUAUCGCUGUUCUUACAGAAACCUGUCUGUGGAGGAAGGGAAGACCUCUGUGUCAGUGUACGUCUUUGUGCAAGACUACCGCAUGCCUUUUCUCCGGUUAACUCAAGACUUUGAGGUGGUAUUUAUUCGAGAAGGAGAGCAAGUGGUCAUUCCCUGCCUGGGCUCCUUGGAGGACCUCAACGUCACUCUGUUCACGAAAUAUCCAGUGAAGGAACUAGUAACUGAUGGAAAGGACGUGUUUUGGGACAGCAAAAGAGGUUUUGUGCUCCCUAGUCAUGUGAUCAGCUACGCUGGUGUAGUCCACUGCCAAACUCGCAUCCAGAAUGAAACCUUCCAGUCCUUGGCCUAUGUUCUGGCUGUUGUAGGAUACAAAAUCUAUGACCUCAGAGUGAGUCCUGUUCAAGAGAAGCGAGCGGUUGGGGAGAAGGUGGUGCUCAACUGCACUGCAAUCACAGAACUUAAUGUAGCCCUUGAAUUCCAGUGGAGCCUCCCUCAGGACAAGAGAAAUCCAUACCAUUCCCCACGAAGGCAUUAUGAGACUAAGCCCUCCAAGAAGAAGCUGUGGAACUCUCUGGAACUGUCGAACAUGCUGAUUUUGGAGAAUGUUACAAUCAAUGACACAGGGGAAUAUGUGUGCACAGCGUCCAGCAGUAAAAUGGUCAAAAGCAGCCGAGCAUCCCUUAUAGUUUAUGAGAAGCCUUUCCUAGUGCUCCAUGAUCAGUCAUUUCAAACUGUGGAUGUAAACAAAGGUCAACGAGAAGCAAAGAUCCCUGUUAAAUACCAUGCUUAUCCAGAACCUAAUGCAAAGUGGUUAAAGAAUGGCCAGUCCAUCACCAAUGAAGAGUACAGGAUGAAGCCAUCCAGAGAUUCUCUCACUAUAUAUGAAGUCACAGAAAAAGAUGCUGGGAAUUACACUGUGGUCAUGACCAAUAAAAUCACAAGAGAAGUGCACAGCCAGACAUUUCAGCUAUUAGUCAAUGCUCAUCCUAAGAUCUUUGAGAAGGAGGUACCCUUUGAUCGAAAUGUUCACAUGUUUGGCAGCAGCCCUACUCUCACCUGCACUGCUUUUGGUGGCUCCAGUCCUGUCUCUAUCCAUUGGCAGUGGAUGCCCAGUGAAGACUGUCCAGCUAAAUUUCAGCCCAGGUCAGAUCAGAGUGCAGAGUGUGAAGGGAAAUGGAGGGAGAUUUCUAACAACACAGGGAAAAACCACUUUGGGCAGCCCACCAGCUUCAUCGACAGCUCACUUAAGACCAUCAGCACGCUGAAGAUCCAGAAAGCUGUGGCCCAUGCGCUGUUUAGAUGCAUUGCCUCCAACAAAGUAGGAGUGGAGGACAGAGUCAUUAUAUUUCAAGUGGCACGUUUCCUCAACCUGAGUGUAUUCCCCUCCAGCAUGCCCAUAGAGGAGGAGGACGUGCUGCUGCGCUGCGUAGUCGACCGCAUGCUGUACUCCAGCCUGAGCUGGUAUCGGGUACUGAAUGUGUCCAACCCGGCCGAGAUCCCUACCACCGUGCCCUGUGCCAGCCUCAGCCUAGCGCCCCUCACCAAGCCCAACGCCACUAUCGCAGGCCUGCAGGGUUCCAACGUAACCCUGGACCUGUCCUUACCCAGGGUGAGCCGGCAGGAUGAGGGUUUGUACACCUGCCGCAUGGAGAACGCUGACAGCAGUGAGAGAACAUGCUUGCUACACAACCUGCGUCUCCGGGCUCUGGAGGCACCCUGGAUUGUGACCAACUUGAGUGAUCAGAGGGUGAACGUGAGCGAUUCCACCAUGCUGGUGUGUGAGGCAAGGGGCACGCCGACCCCCAUCAUCACCUGGACCAAAGACAACCAGACUGUCAUUAAGGGAUCUGGUGUUAUUCUGGCUCAAUCAAAUCGCAUCCUGACCAUCCAGAGAGUAAAGAAAGAGGACAGUGGUCUAUACACAUGCACAGCCUGCAACAAACAGGGCUGUGACUCCAUCCAGGCCCAGCUUAUAGUGGAGGGUGCAGAGGAGAAGAUGAAUGUGGAGCUGAUUGUGCCGAUUGGUGCUGUGGUUAUUGCCAUGUUCUUCUGGCUUCUCAUUGUCUUUGUCAUACGCAACAGAAAACGGCCCACUGAUGGAGAUAUGAAGACAGGCUACUUGUCAAUUAUCUUAGAUGCAGAAGACAUGCCAAUGGACGAGCACUGUGAGAGACUCACCUAUGAUGCCAGCAAGUGGGAAUUUCCCCGUGAGCGUCUCAAACUAGGGGAACCGCUGGGUCGAGGGGCAUUUGGUCAGGUUCUGGAGGCAGCAGCGUUCGGCAUUGAAAAAGCCACCACCUGCACUACAGUAGCAGUGAAGAUGCUAAAGGAGGGUGCUACCUCCAGUGAGUACCGUGCCUUGAUGUCCGAGCUGAAGAUUCUUAUCCAUAUUGGCCACCAUCUCAAUGUGGUCAAUUUGCUAGGUGCCUGCACCAAACCAGGAGGUCCAUUGAUGGUAAUAGUGGAAUACUGUAAGCAUGGUAACCUCUCCAGUUAUCUGAAGAGCAAGCGUGGAGAAUAUAGCCCCUUCAAGAAGCAUAGGCCUCGGCUGAUGCAGGACAGGGCUGGUGGAAUGGAGGAGGACCCGAAAGAAGGAGAUCUGGGUACGGGCACUACUGCUCGAUUGGACAUCUGCACUGGCACUGCCAUCUGCUCUGGACUGAGAAAUGAGUGGACUGCCAAUCCUCAGCAGGAUAAGCAAGAAAGUUCAGACUGGGAUCAAUUAACUAUGGAGGAUCUCAUCAGCUAUAGCUUUCAAGUGGCCAAGGGAAUGGAGUUCCUCUCCUCUCGAAAGUGCAUUCACCGGGAUUUGGCAGCUAGGAACAUUCUUCUUUCUGAGAAUAACAUUGUGAAGAUCUGUGACUUCGGCCUGGCCAGAGAUGUGUAUAAAGACCCAGACUAUGUCCGCAAAGGAGAUGCACGUCUCCCUCUGAAGUGGAUGGCUCCAGAAACAAUCUUCGACCGUGUGUAUACAACACAGAGUGAUGUGUGGUCCUUUGGAGUACUACUCUGGGAGAUCUUCUCCUUGGGUGCGUCUCCAUAUCCGGGAGUAAAUAUUGACGAGUCGUUCUGCAGGAGGCUAAAAGAUGGUACCAGGAUGAGACCACCUGACUAUGCCACCCCUGAGAUCUAUCAGACCAUGUUAGACUGCUGGAUGGAUCAUCCACAGGACAGACCCACUUUCACAGAACUAGUGGAGCAUCUGGGCAACUUGCUACAGGCCAGCGCUCAACAGGAUGGUAAAGACUAUAUUCCACUGACAAUGGGGGAUGUGGAUGGGGGAUCAGGAAUCCCCCAGCUCAGAAUGACAUCAUAUAACAAAGGACCAAGUGCAAAAAGCAUGGAGACCCAGCUUAACUACGAUAAUGCUCCAUCAGUGGGAUAUGCUCAGCAUAAAUUUGAAGACAUUCCACUGGAACAGAGUGCCAUAAUGAAUGGUCACAUGGACUGUGAUGUUGGAUUAUCACCUGAUGAGAUGAAAGCGCUAAAUCAUCAAGCUCAGAGGAUGGCCACAUUCAGCCCCCUGCUACGAUGUAAGAGUAAGGAAUCUGUGGCAUCUGAAUCAUCCAAUCAGACCAGUGGCUACCAGUCGGGCUACCACUCGGAUGACACAGAGGCGCCUGUGUAUGCCAAUGAAGAGAUGAUCCUGAAGAGGGACAUUUUGAAGAAGCCACCAUUCCCCAAGAGGGAUGACAAGUUUAGCACUGAGGUCCGCUAUAGUACUCCCCCUGUUUAAUAGGAACCACCCAUAAACCCACAACUAUAUGACUAUACAAAGUGUUGGUCUUUCUUAACUUUCGGCCUGGAAUAGCAGACUCACCCGUUUUCACCGAAAGCAAUAAAAAACAGACAAGGUUCUGCUUAUGAUAGGUUGGUGCUUAGCCAGAGAUUCUAGUCCAUGCUACAAAGCAGUUAUUUGAUUUAAGCACAGCUCUCCUCACAUUCUCUUGAUCAGUGGCAUUAUAGUUUUCUCUAUAGUUUUUAUUUAAUAUGAUUUAGUCAGGUACAUUUAUUAAAGUCAGUAAAUCUCCUUAACACUAAAGUGCUGCAUGCACAUGCCUGUAACUGUAUGUUGAGAUUUGAAAUUAUAAUCACUGAGUAUAACACACAUAACAUAUAGCAUUCAACUGACCACUGUGCCUUAGCUGAAACCUACAAUUCAUUUCUAUUUAUCUUGCAAUUUAUGCAUGUGAAACACUCAUGCAGAGUUCUAAUUUAUCACACAAAUGACCAUGUCUAUUUUAUUUCCUCCCUUCAAUAAAAAAAAAAAAAAAUGUAAUAUAUUUUGUGGGUGCAGAUAAGCUGUAUGUGUCUGCUUUGCUGUAAAUGCAUUCAUUUUAAUUGAUUUAAAGGUCACACUUUUUGGAGAAAGCUUUGGAAAUGUAAUCAUUGUUUACACAGACUGCAGAGCAAGAGUAGCUGCUCACUGAGACCACUCCCACUUCCUGUAAAAAGAUACACCCACUUUCUGGUCACUUUCUGAGUGACCUAAUGUUUUUUUUUGUCUGUAUUUAUGUUUUGUAUUGUUUUCCUCUGACAUUUGGCCAGCAUCUUAUCAAAUCACGAGCAACAAUGUCUCUCGAAUGUUCUUUUCCUUGCCUCUUGUCCUUCUUUACAUUAUGCUUUUCAUUUUUCAAGGUUUGCUUCCUGAAUGUACAGGUUAUUAAGGGAGGACCUUAAUGUAGGUUACGUAAGAAUGAUGUAUUUUAUUAAACUUGUCCUAAACAUAACUAGUUUUCUAAAAUAAACUUUUAUCGAAAAUAUUUCUACUAAAUGUAGUUGUCAGAAUUUGUUAUCUUCAGUUACAUCUCCUUUGGAAAAUUUUAAAGGCAGAGUAUAAAGGACCGUGUGUGUGUGUGUGUGUGUGUGUGUGUAUGUGUGUGUGUGUGUGCGUGUGUGUGUGCACGCCAGUGUUUGGGUGUGUGAAUCAGGUUAUGAGACUCCUCUCUUCCUGUAUCUGUUUUGCAAUGACCUUGAAGAGACAAUGCGCUCAAAGUUAUUUUCUAAUGUACUGUAUGUGUGUGUGUGUUUAUGUGUGUGUGCGUGUGUGCAUGCGUGUGUGUGUGUCUGUCUGUCUAAAUCAAUAAAAAAAUAUUAACUAUA